AUGACCUCACAGCGCAUGCAGAUGGUAGGCAGUGCCCUUGCGCUGGUGGGUUGGGUGGGUGUUCUGCUGUGCUGCAGCAUGCCGAUGUGGCGCGUGGCCACCAUCAUGGGCACAAAUAUUGUCACCUCAAACAUUAUAUGGGAGGGCAUUUGGAUGGCUUGUGUGGGACAAAGCACAGGUCAUAUUCAGUGCAACUCUUACGACUCCAUGAUGACCCUCAGCUCUGAUUUGAAGGCUGCUCAGGUCUUCACAGUGGGAUCCAUUCUGACAGGUGCACUGGGCCUCAUCCUAGCCCUCAUCGGAGGAAAAUGCAGUCGCUUCCUGGACUAUAGAGGUGAGGGAAUGAAAAAUCGAGUUGCCACUGCUGGUGGGGUCCUACUGAUCAGUGCUGGACUGUUAUGUUUUAUUUCUGUCUCUUGGUCUACUGGUGCUGUUGUUCAGAUGUUCCACGACCCACAGAUGACGGCUACCCAGCAUAGAGAUAUUGGCGGCGCUAUCUAUGUUGGUUGGGGUGCUUCCAUCCUGCUGUUGCUGGGUGGAGGUGUACUCUGUGCCACUUCCUGUCCCCUAAAGGCAGAAUAUGAGGGCCCCUCAGUCAAAUACAUGAUUGUACACUCAUCCCAGGCCAGAACUACUGUAGGAUGUUCACAACGAGUGUGGAUCACUGAACCAGCACAAAAUGGAACAUUAUCAGUGAGUUCUCAGAGGAGUGAUAGAGCAUCAGCCAAUCAUCAAAGGGACAGACCUAUCUCUGCAGCAUCUAGGCGGAUCAGCGCAUCAACUACAAAAUCUAAGCUUACCUCAGAAAAGUCCAUGGUAGAGUAUGAGCACAGUCGGGGGCUGUCCACAAAAUCCCAGAUGAUUUACACAGGCUCUGAUCACAGCUCAGCAACUGAGAUAUAUGAGCCAGUUUCAACAAAUAAUGAAAAGACUUAUAUCUAA
Molecule: messenger RNA, 942 nt
Organism: Electrophorus electricus (electric eel)
Lineage: Eukaryota; Metazoa; Chordata; Actinopteri; Gymnotiformes; Gymnotidae
Product: claudin-4-like
Cellular component (GO): membrane; bicellular tight junction
Molecular function (GO): structural molecule activity
Source: RefSeq, a predicted model, not a curated record